AUGGGAUCAUUUCGUCCAGGAUAUCCCUCAAGUGAUGAACGGGUUUACAUGAUGAUGGUGGAGGAAGUUUUUAGCUCGGUUCCUGACCUCCACGCUUUUACUCAUGUCUUCACCUGUGCAGGGGCUGGCAGCAUUGCCGCUGCCAUCUUCAUGGGGUUCAUGUCUCGAUACAAUGUCAAUAUCAAUGCCAAUCCUCGAUCUAUUGGUAUCGAGCUAACUGAAGCAGACUGUAUCUACCAAAGCUCUGUGAAGGGAUCUCUCACACCGUCCAUCGGAACUCUGAGAACGGUGAUGGCCGGACUUUCCUACCGAGAACCAUCACCAACAGCAUUUGAGAUUCUUGAAUGGCUUGCUAGUGAUUUUUUAGUUGCACUAGACAGCAUUGCCGUCAAGGGUAUGAAGGCAUUAGCAGAAGGCCAUGGAGGUGUUCCCAUCGUCGGAGAGUCGUCUGAUGCGAAUAUGGGUCUUUUAAUCGAGGCUGCUGAGGAUCAUAAUCUUUGA
This is a messenger RNA of Monascus purpureus, 501 nucleotides long. NCBI's taxonomy places the organism in Eukaryota, Fungi, Ascomycota, Eurotiomycetes, Eurotiales, Aspergillaceae. The record is from the annotation of a GenBank genome assembly.